AUGUAUGUAAUCAAGCACGCUCAGGAGGUCAUCAUGGCUGAAUCUUGCCCGAGCCUGCAGCCCAAGGGCCAAACCAAGUUUACAAAGAUCAUCGAGCGCAGACACACGCGCAAUACCAUGUGGUGCUCGACGAAGCGCAUGCAGCGCCUUCUUAGCUGUGUGUUGAUAAUCGUCCUGCUCGCGGAGACUGCAUCUAGCAUGGUAUGUCACCAUCGACAACGGAGACGAACGCGGCACCCGCAUCCGGUGGCCGCAUCGAGCAGCUCUAGAAACAAUCAUGGAGCAGGCCCGACUGCAGCUAGGCAUGUCAGCGGACCACUUGUUACUCAAAGCCAGCACCGAAGCGUGCAACGGUCGCGGCACCUUACCUUUGGAGACCCGCUUCACACAGCGCAUGUGGCUGCAGGUGAACACCGCGUCCCUGUACAGCCGAGGCCCGAUCGAAGACACCAUGGCCACACGCAUCCCCACAAUGCUCUGAACGGACAAGUGGAGUGGAGGCAAGCCUCAUCACCUGCUGACCCUAGUCUCAUUACACCAUCCAGUUCUCGCGUUACCAACAAUGCAGGGCAUUCGAAUCAAACCUCUUCACCCGCUGGAGGCAGCCCUGCGGUGCUGUCGAAUAGAGACGAAUCAAACCCAUCCCCCGCGCCUGUUGAAGGUAAUCGCGCGACACCUUCCAGUGCGGAUGGUCUCGACAAUGCAGGGCAUUCGAAUCAAACCUCUUCACCCGCUGGAGGCAGCCCUGGGGUGCUGUCGAACAGAGACGAAUCGCACCAAGCCCCCGCACCUGCUGGAGGCAGCCAAGCAGCACAUUCCAGCACUGAUCUUCUCAGGAGUACAGAGGAUUCAAAGCAAGCCGCUUCACCUACCGAAGGCAGUCCUGCAAUGAUGGCCAAUAGAGAUGAAUCAAACCCAAGCCCCACACCUGCUGGAGGCAGCCAAGCAGCACAUACCAGUGCUGGUACUCUCGCUAGUAGAGAGGGUUCGAUGCAAGCCGCUUCACCUACCGAAGGCGGUGCUGCAAUGAUGGCCAGUAGAGAUGAGUCGAACCCAACUCCUCCGUUCCCUGAAGACAAUCAGGUGGCGAUGGCAGGGAGUGAUUUCCCCAGUGUGGUGGAUGCGAAGCAAACCUCUACAGCUGCUGAUGGUGAUGAAGUGUCAACGCCUAGUCAUGAUUCGCCUCACGCGGAGGAUUCGAAGCAAACGUCCGCAGCUGCUGAUGGUGAUGAGUUGACGACGCCCAGUCCUGAAUCACUGCACGCACAGGAUUCGAAGCAAUCUUCUACAACUCCAGACGGCAGUGACGUGAUGACACACAGGGUUUUCCAGCCCAACGCUGAGGAUUCACAGCAAACUCAGCCUGCACCUUCUGAAAGCAACCAGGUGACGACAACCGCGAGUGUCCCACGCAGUGGAGUAUAUUCCAAGGAAUCCUCCGGAUCGGGUGAAGGUAGCGGGGAGGAGAAAACAAAGGGUGUUCAGAAAAAUCCAGAGGAGCCGAAGCAAACCUCUGCACCUUCUGAAGGCAACCAGGUGACGACAACCGCGAGUGUCCCGCGCAGUGGAGCAUAUUCCGAAGAAUCCUCCGGAUCGGGUGAAGGUAGCGGGGAGGAGAAAACAAAGGGUGUUAAGAAAAAUCCAGAUGAGCCGAUGCAAACCUCUGCACCUUCUGAAGGCAACCAGGGGACGACAACCGCGAGUGUCCCGCGCAGUGGAGCAUAUUCCAAGGAAUCCUCCGGAUCGGGUGAAGGUAGCGGGGAGGAGAAAACAAAGGGUGUUCAGAAAAAUCCAGAGGAGCCGAAGCAAACCUCUGCACCUUCUGAGAGCAACCAGGUGACGACAACCGCGAGUGUCCCGCGCAGUGGAGCAUAUUCCAAGGAAUCCUCCGGAUCGGGUGAAGGUAGCGGGGAGGAGAAAACAAAGGGUGUUCAGAAAAAUCCAGAGGAGCCGAAGCAAACCUCUGCACCUUCUGAAGGCAACCAGGUGACGACAACCGCGAGUGUCCCGCGCAGUGGAGCAUAUUCCGAAGAAUCCUCCGGAUCGGGUGAAGGUAGCGGGGAGGAGAAAACAAAGGGUGUUCAGAAAAAUCCAAAGGAGCCGAAGCAAGCCUCUGCACCUUCUGAAGGCAACCAGGUGACGACAAACGCGAGUGUCCCGCGCAGUGGAGCAUAUUCCGAAGAAUCCUCCGGAUCGGGUGAAGGUAGCGGGGAGGAGAAAACAAAGGGUGUUCAGAAAAAUCCAGAGGAGCCGAAGCAAACCUCUGCACCUUCUGAAGGCAACCAGGUGACGACAACCGCGAGUGUCCCGCGCAGUGGAGCAUAUUCCGAAGAAUCCUCCGGAUCGGGUGAAGGUAGCGGGGAGGAGAAAACAAAGGGUGUUCAGAAAAAUCCAGAGGAGCCGAAGCAAGCCUCUGCACCUUCUGAAGGCAACCAGGUGACGGCAACCGCGAGUGUCCCGCGCAGUGGAGCAUAUUCCGAAGAAUCCUCCGGAUCGGGUGAAGGUAGCGGGGAGGAGAAAACAAAGGGUGUUCAGAAAAAUCCAGAGGAGCCGAAGCAAACCUCUGCGCCUUCUGAAGGCAACCAGGUGACGACAACCGCGAGUGUCCCGCGCAGUGGAGCAUAUUCCGAAGAAUCCUCCGGAUCGGGUGAAGGUAGCAGGGAGGAGAAAACAAAGGGUGUUCAGAAAAAUCCAGAGGAGCCGAAGCAAACCUCUGCACCUUCUGAUGGCAACCAGGUGACGACAACCGCGAGUGUCCCGCGCAGUGGAGCAUAUUCCGAAGAAUCCUCCGGAUCGGGUGAAGGUAGCAGGGAGGAGAAAACAAAGGGUGUUCAGAAAAAUCCAGAGGAGCCGAAGCAAACCUCUGCACCUUUUGAAGGCAACCAGGUGACGACAACCGCGAGUGUCCCGCGCAGUGGAGCAUAUUCCAAGGAAUCCUCCGGAUCGGGUGAAGGUAGCGGGGAGGAGAAAACAAAGGGUGUUCAGAAAAAUCCAGAGCAGCCGAAGCAAGCCUCUGCACAUUCUGAAGGCAACCAGGUGACGACAACUGGGACUGUUCAGCGCAGUGUAGAAGAUUCGAAGCAUUCCUCCAGAUCUGGUGGAGGUAGCAACCUGGAGACGACCGGGAUUGCUCAGCCCAACGCAGAGGACUCGAAACAAACAGCUGCUGACGCUGAUCGGCUGGCGAUAACCGUGAAUGCUCUGUACAAUGCCGAGGAUUCGACGCAUGCCUCUGCAACUGCUGAAGCGAGUCAGGGAACAACACCACAUGCUUUUCUACCCCACACUGAGGACUUGAAGCCAACCUCUGAACUUAGCGAAGGCAGCGAGGCAGGGCAACGUGGAGUUCUGCCCCACACAGAGGAGUCGAAAGAAACUUCUGCAUAUGUUGAAGGUGAUGCAGUGACAACACGCAGCCCUGCUGUUCUUCCCAAGUCAGAGGAAUCGCCGCAACCGUCUGCACCAACUGACGCCAGCGAACAAACUACACCCAGUGCACCUGUUCUCCCCAAUGCAGAGGAAUCGGCAAACCCGUCUGCACCUGUGGAUGGCAGCAGUGAGGUGACUACAACCAGGGCUGCUGUUCUGGCCGGUGAAGAGCAGUUGCAGGGAACCUCCACACCUAUCGAAGGCAGUCCAGUAACUGCGAUUGGCAAGGAAGCUGAAGGCACCGAGCAAGCGUCCCCGGCAUCCCGGGAGCCAGCUGCUAAUCCCAUCGGCGCAAGCGGUACUGUCGCCAAUCCAGCUCCGGCUGCACCAACAGAUGUCCCAGCCUCUCCAGCUCCGGCUGCACCAACAGAUGUCCCAGCCUCUCCAGCUCCGGCUGCACCAACAGAUGUCCCAGCCUCUCCAGCUCCGGCUGCACCAACAGAUGUCCCAGCCUCUCCAGCUCCGGCUGCACCAACAUAUGCCCCGGCCGCUCCACCAGUUUCCGCCAGGCCCGGCAACGCAGAGGACGAAGACGACCUACCACCGUUAGAAAUUGAGCAUGCUAAGAGAACACCGACACGAGAAGGCGGCAAAACCAAGAAGGGUGGUGACCUAUCGAAUAAGAGGCAUGGCGCCGCCUCGUCAACAACAAUUGGUGUGGUCGCUGGCCUGCUGAUUCUGGCCUGCGCCGCCUGCAUUGCCUUUUACAUGUACAACCGCCGGAGCGACUGGUUGCCUCUCCUCCUAGGACGCCGUGCAUCCAAGGAAGACGACGCAUGGUCCAAUCCUCUCAGUCAAAGGCAGUCUAGCAAUGCUUUUCUCUCGUACCAGGACGACGCCAGGACACCAAACCUGUCGCGCAUCUCCACAAUGAUCAAGGCCGACAAAAAGAAAGAAUGCGGCUCUGGAGCACGGAGACGUGGAGAAGGCUGGCACGGUGCACGGCUUUGCCAAUCCUGA
Messenger RNA from Sycon ciliatum, 4389 nucleotides. RefSeq lists its product as uncharacterized. The transcript has 4 exons. Lineage: Eukaryota; Metazoa; Porifera; Calcarea; Leucosolenida; Sycettidae. Bases 1 to 4389 code for a protein of 1462 amino acids. The record is from RefSeq and is a predicted model, not a curated record.